AACAGUGUUAACUUGUUAAUAUUUUUGUUGUUGUGUUAUUAUUUUCAUUAUUCCGUUGUCUAUUUGUCUUGUUUUGAUAAGUAAAUCGAAAAUUUUGUAUGCCAAUAUUAAAAAAAAAGAAAUUUAUACAAAUUGUGCAUAUAUUAUACAUUUUUUAUAUUUUUGUUUAAUAACUUUGCUAUUUGUAAAAACGUUUAAUCUAUUGUUGUUCUUUUUAACUAAAGCCGGUUUCUUGUGUAUUUGCAAAAAAAAAAAAAAAAUAUAUAAACUGCAAGCACACAAACACCUGUCAAAUAUUAGCCGCGCAACCACUAUACAGUUUGGCUCUCGGAGAAUUUCAUUAGAAACUGAAAAGAAUUUUUCAUUAACUACGUCAAACAGUCUGCGAGUGAAAAUAAUAAAUGUAAUUAAAAUACCAGUGGUGGAAGAAUCGUGAAUGAAUAGAGGAAUAUGAAUGUUUGAUUUUAUAGUUCGCUUUUGGUCAGAAACAGCAGAAAGCCAACAGCAUUAAUACAAUACACAAGUCACAUCAAACAACAACUGAUUGCUACUGUCGUUUAUUUUUAAACAAAAAAAAAAAAAUAAUUUGCUUGAGUUAAAGGCACUCUAUAGAUCACAGAAGAAUUGUACACUUAUAAAAUAAAGGUUCCUAAAUUGCAAAAUAAAAAAAGCCAAGUGAAAAUUUAAAUAUGUACAUUGAACUUUAUAAAUUAAAUACAAAAAUUCAAUGAAUGUGCCUUGAUAUUGAAUAAAAUAAAAUAAAAAAAAGCAAACAACAAGAUAAAAAAUUAAAGCAACAGAAAAAUCUGCAUAUAAAAUAAGGAAAGUUCUUCAAUUGGCGUAAAAAGGAAAUAUCUAUACUACAACUGCCUCUUAAAUAUUACAUAACAAUUCCAUAAUAUUAUAAAAAAAAAACACCAAGUAUCUCAGUAUUUUAGCUUAAAAACUUAUUAAGCUUUAUUGUAAACGUUUUAUUUACAAAAAUAUAUUUUUUGAAAAUUCGAAUCAAUACUUUUUCGGCUCUCUCUGCUGUGUUCUGCCGUUUAGUGGAGAAUUUUUGCUGACCAUAACCUUACACAAUGGCAAGACCAAUUAGUGAUAAUCAUAUUAUCCCCAUUGCUGUGGGCCUAGUUGCUGUAGUAGCUGGCGCUGUUAUUAUCCAUUAUUUAAUUAAUAAAAAAUCCACAAAGAAACCCCGCCCAGAACCAAAUAGAACAGCACGUCUGCGUACUUUAAUCGAUGCUAAUGAUAAAUAUCAAUUACCUUUGAUUGAAAAAGAAGUCUUGAGUCAUGAUACACGUCGCUUCCGUUUUGGUUUACCCUCACAUCAGCAUAUAUUGGGUCUGCCUGUGGGUCAGCAUAUUCAUCUUAUUGCCACCAUUGAUAAUGAACUAGUGAUACGUCCAUAUACACCCAUUUCUUCCGAUGACGAUGUGGGUUAUGUUGAUUUAGUGGUUAAGGUUUAUUUCAAAGAUACUCAUCCCAAAUUUCCAGCUGGUGGCAAAAUGUCUCAAUAUUUAGAUCAAAUGCAAAUUGGUGAUAAGAUUUCUUUCCGUGGUCCUUCGGGCCGUUUGCAAUAUUUGGGUAAUGGUAAUUUCUCCAUUAAGAAAUUGCGUAAAGAUCCUCCCAAGACUGUUACUGCUAAACGUGUUAAUAUGAUUGCUGGCGGUACUGGCAUUACACCCAUGUUGCAGUUGGUGCGUGAUGUCUUGAAACAUAGUGAAAAGGAUAAAACUGAAUUGGCUUUAUUGUUUGCUAAUCAGAGUGAAAAGGAUAUUUUAUUACGCAAUGAACUUGAUGAAUUGGCCAAGAAACAUCCAGAUCAAUUCAAAGUCUGGUAUACUGUUGAUAAAGCUGGUGAAGGCUGGACAUAUAACACCGGUUAUAUAAAUGAUGAAAUGAUGCGAGAUCAUUUGUAUUUACCAUCGGAUGAUACGCUAUGCUUACUAUGUGGACCACCACCAAUGGUUAAUUAUACCUGUAUACCUGGUCUCGAUAGGCUGGGUCAUAAAAGUGAAAUGCGUUUUAGUUACUAAAUAAUACAAAACCAAAUAAACAGAACAGGACACUAGAUAAUCUAACAGAAGUUCUUACAAGUAGAGAGUUUUAAAAAUGGAAUGUGUAGAUAAUACACACAUACAUACAUAUGUACAUAUAUGUUGUGUAAUUUUAAAUUAUAGUUUAUUUAUUUAACCAUUUAAAUUUAUAUUUUAAUGCUGCCUUAAAGUGUAUAGUUAAGGAAAGG
Molecule: messenger RNA, 2245 nt
Organism: Lucilia sericata (common green bottle fly)
Lineage: Eukaryota; Metazoa; Arthropoda; Insecta; Diptera; Calliphoridae
Product: NADH-cytochrome b5 reductase 3
Exons: 6
Coding region: 1080-2036 (318 amino acids)
Cellular component (GO): mitochondrion
Molecular function (GO): FAD binding; oxidoreductase activity
Source: RefSeq, a predicted model, not a curated record